CUUCAUACCAGGGACAACCCAGAUGAAGGCCAAGGACAUUCUCUACCGACUAAAGGAGUCUAAUGCCCAGAGCAUCGUGACCACAGAUGCCCUUGCCCCGGAGGUGGACUCUGUGGCUUCUGAGUGUCCCGCUCUGAAAACCAAGCUCCUGGUGUCUGACCACAGCCGUGAGGGGUGGCUGGACUUCCGGUCUCUGAUUCAAUCAGCAUCCCCAGAUCACACCUGUAUUAAGUCAAAGACCACGGACCCAAUGGUCAUCUUCUUUACCAGUGGCACCACCGGCUUCCCCAAGAUGGCAAAACACAGCCAUGGGCUUUCCUUGCGACACUCCUUUCCUUCAAGCAGGGAAGUACUGCAGCUGAAGGCCUCUGAUGUCCUGUGGUGCCUGUCAGAUCCAGGCUGGAUAUUGGCUGCUGUGGAGACCAUGUUUGAACCAUGGACAGCAGGGUCUACAGUCUUCAUCCACCAUCUGCCCCAGUUUGACACUAAGGUCAUUGUAGAGACACUCUUUAAAUACCCCAUCACCCAGUACAUUGCUGCGUCCUCCGUAUUUCGAAUGAUUCUGCAGGAGAAUUUUGGCAG
Molecule: messenger RNA, 582 nt
Organism: Myotis lucifugus (little brown bat)
Lineage: Eukaryota; Metazoa; Chordata; Mammalia; Chiroptera; Vespertilionidae
Product: acyl-coenzyme A synthetase ACSM1, mitochondrial-like
Exons: 4
Biological process (GO): fatty acid biosynthetic process; acyl-CoA metabolic process
Cellular component (GO): mitochondrial matrix
Molecular function (GO): fatty acid ligase activity; fatty-acyl-CoA synthase activity
Source: RefSeq, a predicted model, not a curated record